UUUUUUCUGUAAGGUAAGCUAAACAACAAUGGCGAUAACGGUCCCAACACUUACUCCUCUCUCUUCCACUUCUUUAUUCAAUGCCCAAUAUCACUCCAAGCUUCCCUCCUUUGCUACAACUUCCGUCAAACCCAACCUCAAGAGCUUUAAAAUCAAAGCUAUCAAAGAAAAAGCUGAAGAGAUUAAAACCCCUUCUUCAUCAUCUGUGGAUGAAGUUACAAAGAAGUACGGCCUUGAAGUUGGGUUAUGGAAGAUAUUCAGCUCAAAGGAAGAAGAAGGGGGAGAAAAGAAAUCAAAGGGGGAUAAAGCAAAAGAGCUUCUAGCCAAAUAUGGAGGAGCCUACUUGGCAACCUCUAUUACUCUCUCCUUGAUAUCCUUCUCCCUUUGUUAUGCACUCAUCAAUGCAGGUGUUGAUGUUCAAGCAUUGCUGCAAAAGGUGGGAAUCUCAACCGAUGCAACCGGAGAGAAAGUCGGGACCUUUGCUUUAGCAUAUGCUGCCCACAAAGCUGCAUCUCCUAUUAGGUUUCCUCCAACUGUGGCUCUCACUCCUAUUGUCGCGAGUUGGAUAGGAAAGAAGGUUGAAAAAGAUCAGUGAGAUGUGUGGUACUACCAAAUUCAAUGCCAGUCUCAUAAUAUUUAGUCUACAAGUAAAACAUGUCUUCUCUUUGGUUGUUUCCCUUGGAGAUUUAAGAGUUUUUCUUGAAGCUCCAAAAUGAUUUAGGUUGAUUUCAGUGUGCUUGCAAUCGGGUUAAUUGCAAGAACAACAUUGAUUCGAUGAAAAUACGAUAUAAGACUGUUAUCAUGUAAAA
This is a messenger RNA of Hibiscus syriacus, 809 nucleotides long. RefSeq lists its product as uncharacterized. The coding region runs from base 29 to 595 and encodes 188 amino acids. Gene Ontology annotation, cellular component: mitochondrion. The transcript is spliced from 3 exons. NCBI's taxonomy places the organism in Eukaryota, Viridiplantae, Streptophyta, Magnoliopsida, Malvales, Malvaceae. The record is from RefSeq and is a predicted model, not a curated record.